AUGGUGCUAGAGACUCCGCGACGCGGGUCGCAGCAGCCGGAGAAGAAACAUCAGGAGAAGAACAAAUACAAGCGAUUCAACGACCCAAGUGCCACUCCUGGUUCAGACGCCAGACGCAAGUACUAUGGCAAAGGAAAAGGAGAAGAGGGUGCUUCUGCGGGGGGUGAUAGUAAAGAGGGCGAGGAGCCUCAGUACAGGGACAGAGCAAAGGAGAGACGGGAGGAGGUGAAUCCGGACUACAAGGACGUUGCUGUGCCCAGCCACCUGGGACAACUGAAUGCCGUCGCCCCUCCUGGUGUUGACCUAACCACCACGGACGCCCACAAGCUAGCAAUCGAGAAGUCCAAGUUCCUGGGAGGAGACGUGGAGCACACGCAUCUGGUGAAGGGGCUGGACUAUGCGCUUCUCAACAAAGUGCGCUCGGAAAUGAAAGGCCGUCCGGGGGAGAGGGGAGGGGAGGGAGAAAAGGAGGAGGGAGAAGAGGAGGACGAGGAGGAGGGUUCUGCUGCUGCUGCUGCGGCUGCUGGGAAGGCCAAGGGCAGGAAAGCGCAAGAAAAAGUGCCCACAUUUCGAUCGGCCCUGGCUCGAUCAGUUUUCGAGCAGAUAGUCCGCCCGGUGCCGCCCAAGCCAAACGAGUUCUUCCUGCCGGGCCGCACGUCGUUUGUCUUUGACAUGGACGACGAGUUUCGGAAUGAGAUCCCCACCACUGUCCACCGCAGCAAGGCCGACUGCCCUGCUCCCCAGGACCUGGUAUCCGCGGCACAGGAUGCCCCAGUGCUGGAUAGAGUGACCCACGUCAUCUCGUACCUACGACUGGGAUCAAGCGCAAAGGCACACAAGAAGAAGAAAAAAGACAAGGAUAGCAACAGGGUCCUGGUUCCUGGUAUUCUUCCUCCCAAGCCCUCUCAGCCGUCAGCCGACCUCCCAUCCUCCCAACCUGCCGCACGAACUGAAGCUGCUGCUGAAAAUUGUGGCGCUGCUGCUGGUAAUGCUGACCUUUGUUUCCAUUUGUUUCUCCACCUUCGCCCCCCUCGUGCUGCUCUGCCCCCGCCUCCCCCACUGCUCCCGCCUGCUGCUGCUGACGAUGCGGAUAUGGAGAUGGAUGCCGAUGAUGGUGCCAUGCCUCCUCCUCCUCCCCCGCCUCUCCCACAUGACAUGGUGGCCCCGGCCUACCCACCAGCAGACGGCUCACGGGAAGACUACCCCACCAACUCCGGCUCCACCCCCCCGUGCAUUGAGGUGUAUUUUGAGGCGCCUCAAAAAACUAUCCCACCAACUCCGGCUCCACCUCCCCUUCUCUGUGCCCCCCACUCUCACACUCACUUGCCCCCCUCCUUCCUUUCGUCUCUCUUCUGUCCCUUCUUGCAGAGAUUCACUCCAGAGGAAGAGGAGGCGAGGAGGCGGGAGGGGAGGGGAAGAGUGGGAGAGGGGAGGGAGAAAGGGAGGGAUCCGAAUGCCCUGGGGGGAGGGGGGUAUGACGAGUGCUAUCAGCGGGGGGAUGGGGGGAACUUUGCAGGAGAGGUUGUGGAGAGUGACGAAGAGGAGGGUGAUGAGCUCGCUCGGAAAGUGGAAGAAGCUAGGCAGUUGGCUCAGGUGCAGGACAUGUUUCAUGGGGAUGAGGAUGAUGAGGAUGGUGCUGGUGUUGCUGGUGCAUCAAAGGACAAGGAAAGGAACUGCAUCCUUCUCACUUCCCGUCCCACCUUCUCACCCCUCCCCCACCCCCUCCCACUUUACCAGUUGGCUCAGUUGGCUCAAGUACAGGACAUGUUUCACGGGGACGAGGACGAUGAUGACGAUGAGGAUGGUGCUGGUGCAUCCAAGGACAAGGAACGGGACAGAGAGGCAGCAGAGAAGGGCACAGGCGGGGGCAGGAGGUCGAAGCAGGGGCAGGAGGGCGAGGGGAGGAAGGGGCGGAAGAAGGAGAAGGAUCGGCAGCAGAAGCUGAACAAUGAGCUGAAUCAGAUCAACAAGAUUAUUGAGAGGAAGAAAAGGGAAGCGGCUGGAGAGGUGGUGGAGGAGGAGGAGUAUGGGGAUGAGGAUGGAGGAGGGCCGUAUAAGAAGAGUAUGGUGAUGGGAGUAUGGGGAUGGGAGUAUGGGGAUGGGAGUAUGGGGAUGGGAGUAUGGGGAUGGGAGUAUGGGGAUGGGAGUAUGGGGAUGGGAGUAUGGGGAUGGGAGUAUGGGGAUGGGAGUAUGGGAUGGGAGUAUGGGGAUGGGAGUAUGGGGAUGGGAGUAUGGGGAUGGGAGUAUGGGGAUGGGAGUAUGUGGAUGGGAGUAUGGGGAUGGGAGUAUGGGGAUGGGAGUAUGGGGAUGGGAGUAUGGCGAUGGGAGUAUGGGGAUGGGAGUAUGGGGAUGGGAGUAUGGGGAUGA
Molecule: messenger RNA, 2367 nt
Organism: Closterium sp. NIES-65
Lineage: Eukaryota; Viridiplantae; Streptophyta; Zygnematophyceae; Desmidiales; Closteriaceae
Source: the annotation of a GenBank genome assembly